Messenger RNA from Scheffersomyces stipitis CBS 6054, 6351 nucleotides. RefSeq names its product vesicle coat complex AP-3 (gene VCC3.1). The transcript has a single exon. The record is from RefSeq and is a predicted model, not a curated record. The coding region runs from base 1 to 6351 and encodes 2116 amino acids. Lineage: Eukaryota; Fungi; Ascomycota; Pichiomycetes; Serinales; Debaryomycetaceae.
AUGAAUACUCAAGCACUAGGCUAUUCAAUUCAUAAUCCAAUAACUUUGGAUCUGGACCUGGAUCUGGAUCUGGACCAGAACUUCGAAGAUGCUCUAGAUGACUUCAGCCAAGUAGAUAUCAAAUGUGAAAAUUCCAAUCUCAUUUCUACCGAUGAGCAUAUUUGGUCGAGUCCUCAAUCAUUUAGACAGAGUCUGCCAUUCUCAUCAAUACAAGCUACUCCAUUGAGGACAAAUCUGUUCAAACACGAACUUGACUACUUGGCCAAAAAUUACUUUGUGUUUGUUGAGCCUCUAGGAUACUUCUAUCUGGAAAAAAGACAUUUUUUCAUCUCUUCAGAUUCAAAAUAUGCUACUUCCAAGUUAUAUAUAAAGUCGAAAGAAAGAUUUCUUGACCUCAUUAGCAAACUAACAAAACAAUCACCUUAUUACAACCAAAUAGAACGUGAGUCAAAUAUUGUGAAUGUGGCUACUAUUCCAAGCCCUAUCCCUGGCAUUGAAAUAGAAGAAUUUGCCUUCUGUGAUUCCUGUAAAUACACCAGCUGUAUUGGGCGCGUCCCAGUGAAAUGUACCAGUCAUGGAUACAUGAGAAGGGGUGAAGGCUAUAGAGUGGAACUGGGAGGUUUCUUUCUAUUGAAGGAAUUCCCACGUAUGCCUUCUUUACCUGAUACUCCUCCACCAAGCACUCCAAAUAUGUAUGAUCGUAGUCCGACCAUACCUUGCUCUUCUCCCAUCCGCCGCCGAUCUCGCUUCACCAAUAGAGACUUGCAAGUCGAAUUCAAGGGCCCUCUUAUCACCGAAAUCCGUGUGAGAGAAUCUGAGAAUAUGACCGCUGAUGCCUUUUUGCAAAAAUACGCCAAUAUCAAAUUCAUUCCUGAUGUGGGGUUAUACUGGCACGAACAUGAACGUGUGUUUUUGGAUAGAAACUCUGAAAUUGUUCACAAAUCAUUGUCUUCUAUCAUUGACAAAUGCAAGUUUCUUGAAACACACAUGCAUGCAGUAAUGCUGAAUUCCUACUACUGGUAUUUGUUAGCCAGUGCUAAUACGCUGUCCGAGGUACAUAUAUGUCUUGAAUGGUUGAAGGAACCUCUAAGUGGCAUAGAACCUUCAAAGAUCCAGUACUGCCCUGAUUGCAUCAAUUCGGCUAUCAUCGAUGACCAUUGUGAGGUCGAUAACCUUAAUGUUCUAACUGGGAUGGGAUACAGAAUGGAGCUGGGGUCUAUUUUCUUAUUAGCACUGGGUGGAGGAAUGACAGACAUUUUGGAAGAUCAACGAGAGGAGGCUCCCGAUCUCGAAUAUUAUGCCUCUGAUUCUGGUGCUGUCUUCCUGAGCGAUGAACAAGAAGCUGAGGGGUCAGUAGACUAUGCUUCUGAUAUGGAAAAUCUCACAGUAGAUGGUCAAGAAGGUGACGAAUUGACAGCAGUAAAUGGAGAAUCUGAGUCGGAUACUCUCUUAGAAGAUGAAGUUCAAGAAGGUGACUUUAGAUCAUUUGACGAUUCUUCUGAUUCGGAUAAUCUCUUUGUAGAUGAUGCACAAGAAGAUGAUGAAGAAAUGAUUGACAUUGCAAUAGAUAAUGAUACUGAAUCGGAUAAUGACGAAUCAGACAUUUCAGCCUAUGAUACCACCGAUGAUGGUCUUGAUAACGAACGUGAUUCAGAAGAAAAUAUAUUAUAUGAUGAAGAUCCUGUUAGGAUCUCCACUGUUAGUGGAUGGUCUCAGCUAAAAAAGAAAGGUAUUUGUCAAAUUAGCAAUCUUCUUUGGCUGAGAGGACAACAACACUUCCUUGACAUCACCUCCAGGGCUUUCAGAUCGUUUCUCAUGGGUACAGUGUCAAAUGCACAAUACACCCAGAUGUUGGAAGAUGUCGAGGAAUGGGUCGAUCUAAUGCCUCAGUACUAUAGAAUUCCAAAAGAUACCAAGGGUAGAACAUUUGAAAUUCCCCUGCCCUUUUCAAGACUCCCUCCAAAAAUACAUACCUACUGUUCGGAAUGUGGAUUUGUAAUAGGAUUCAACGAGAACAAUGAAAACUUGAGAAGCUCUUCCCGUCAUGCAAAGAAUACUGGUCAUGAUAGAUUCAUCAGUCGCCAAGGGUAUGCUAUCAGAGCCGCAACAGGAUUCAAUCUCUUGGUCAUAUUUGGGUCUAACGAAACAGUCAGUACAUGUGAAUCGGAAGAUGGCGAUUAUGAUGAUGAAGAUAUUGUUAUUCCUUCAUUCGAAGAGGGACUGGGUUCACCAUUCACACCCCCUGAAUUCAUAGUGGAGCCGUACUCCACAGACGAAGAGGCCAGCGACUACGAACAAGAGCCUGAAUCUCUUCCACCUCCAUCUAAGGAAGAACAAUAUGAAGUGUCCGAACUAUUGAAACAUUCCCAUGGGUUAGUUUACGAUCCUAUCUUCUACUUGUACUACUACAUAACAGAAGAGCGGUAUGUUGACGUGAAUUCAAAGUUUUUCAAAAACACAUUGGAAGAUAUUGGUGACCACAAAAGCCGCAUUCGAAACUUGGUGGACCGUGUCAUUAGCACUCAAAUCAUUGACUCUCGAAAAUUCGAGAAGAAAGUAACCAGAGGUCACAUCCACUGGGCCAAAGAGUUGUCCGAAGUAGCUCGCUGGAAGAAGCUAUGCUUUUGUAAACAAUGCUAUCAGGUAUUCAAAACAAAAACUGCAUUUUCCAAGCACAGGCGUGAAUAUGCGAACAUGAGCGAAAGAGAACAUGCUGGUCAUGAUAUAAGUGCGGAUUUUAAAGGAUACCUUUUGGAGCGACCAAAGGGCCUCUACUAUGCAAUUGGGAUUCCAGAUGAUGUUGCUCAAGCCGAAGCUGCUGAAGCCGAAGCUACCGCUACUGCUGAAGAAAUUGCAAGUCUGAAAUCGCAAUGGGUUAUGGGUGGGCCUGGGUGGACGGUGGAAGAAUAUGAUAUCAAAGUGCAAUGGUUGGAGGGCAAGCUAGGUAUGCCUCCCGACCAAUUCUUGGCCAAGCACAACUACUUACUAGUGAAGGAGGUUGGUUUAUACUACGAUUUCACGCAGAAGUGGUUCCGAAGUAUAACACACAGGUUGCUGAGGAAGGUCUUCUUCGGCGACUUAAUACUGACGGUGAGGCGUGAGUUAAUAUCUUACAUGCUCCACAAUAUGGAUAGAAAGUAUGAAUACAUGUUGGCACCCCGUCACCAGCAGCAAGUUGCUACUUUGGAAGCAGCAGUAAAAUAUGACGGUCCAAUGGUGGCGGUGGAAAGUGGCAACGAAGAGCAUCUAGAUUUCGAGUUGGUAGAUAAUUGCAUACAGCCAACUAAAUACUACAUGUGUCAUGUGUGUAAGUUCAUUGCCCACCACUCCAGCGUCUCCGCUCAUAUCAAACAAGCCAAGCACCAACGAGAAGAGGGACCUGAAAAACAUGUUGUGUAUGGUUACAGUGUUCGGAAUGUAGAGGCUAAGACAAACUACUUCCGAAUUCAACACAAUCUAGCCAGUAGUUUUCACGAACCAACAGACAGCACUGCUGACUCUCAAAUUGUAGAUCCGUUUUUAUCCAGAUACAAAGCGCAUGAGUAUACAAAGUUCCGUUCAUUUUUGAACAUGUCUAAUGACAAAAGAUGGCCACGUUUGGUACAAUUGUGCAAGAAAUAUGUAACCAAGAAAAGAUUAGCUUUGAGCAUCGGAUCUUCUCUCUCAGCACUCAUCAAAAACCCCCGGUUCUGUAGCACUCCAAACUCAGCCCUGCGAUACGGACCCAUGCUUGCCAGAUUCCUCUUUGUUGCCAUGAAAAUGUGCGAGUUGAAGGAACACAAAGCAAUGGAAGAGUUUGAGCAAGUAUUCUGUGCCAACAAAAAACAGGGACUACGAAGAUUUUUCGGUCAAAUGACGAAAUUUGGUGCGUUCUGGUUGUUGUCUCCGGUACUAGUGUUGCAGGAAGACGAUUCAAACGCCAUGGAAGAUGUCUUUAUGAGCAGUCUAAUGGUGUGUCUUCUUGAUGAAGGAGGAAUAGGAUUCAAGAUCAAGUCGUACCGCUGCGAUUUUUGCAGUGGUUUAUCUUUUGCAUUCAAAUGCAUAGCUGUUGAUGUGAUGAAAAAAGACAAGUCUUAUGUCCGACCUUUUGUUGAGGAUUGUAACAGGGCGGCAUCCAUAGCACUCAACUUUGGCCGAUUUUGCAAGUUCAGUGCCGAUGUACACUCGUUGAGUCCUCGUACAUUUGGAAGGACCAUGAACGUGCUACAUGUUGGAGACAAAAUAAGAAUAAAUACAUUUGAAGUCGGACUCGACGACAUCAAAAAAUGGGUCCAUACUGCCAUUCAGCAAUAUGUACUUGAAGUUGAGGAACUUUUCAUGGACAUCAACAUCACGCCGACCAUGGCCAUGAAUGAGAUGAUGGCAGCACAAAAACCAAGAGUUGUUGGAAUGCCUCAAACUAGUUACAACUGGGAUCAAAGGGAUAUCGACAGAUGCUUGGAAAUUAACCUGGUUGAUAAGUAUGACAUCAAGAGUCUUCAGUAUUUCCGUCGCCGACUCUCUAGAUUGAACGACUUGUUUUUUUACAUGAUCUUGUUGACGUGUGGGUCUCCGUAUCGUUUAACGGAAUUAUACCUGGUUCUUAUUCGUAAUGAAGAAAGAUUGGGAAGUAAUGUGUUUGUUGCUGAUGGGAUGCUUGGACUCUUUACCAACAAUGGAAAGAACAGUAUGAAGUAUAGUCGAGAACGUCCUAUUCUCAAGAUGUUGCCCGAAGAGGUGUCAGAGUGCUUGGCUCACUAUAUCUAUUUUGUCAGGCCAUUCGAACACACUCUUGUCGAAUACCAAGAACAAACCGGUUCAUUGAGCCACAUAGAGUUCAAGAAACUAAGUGAUAAAUACAAGCUCCAUUUGUUCGUGGGAGAGAAACAAAUCAAAAACAGCACUACUCUUGGAAAAUCGUUCCGUAAGUUCAUAAAUAAAACAACUCCAAAGCUUAGAGGAAUCAUGUACGGUGAAAUAAGACAAGUGCUUUCAUAUUUUGUUGGGGCGAACGUCUCUGGGAUGAUUGGAUUACAGAUCAAGAUUGACAACACCCUUGCCGAACAGGCUGGGCAUUCGUUUAGUAGGUUUGUCGAAAGUUAUGCCACAAAUAGAGAUGGUUACAAUCAUGUAAUGCUUCAACGAAUGAGAGACUGUCUGGCAGCCUGGCAUACGUGUUUGGAGAUGAGUACUCUUCAGAUAUUUACGCCUAGCGUAUUUACUAGGAACGAACCACCGAAAUUGACAGGUGAAGAACUUAUAGAGGCUGGCAGACAGAUGUUUGGACAACACUUCAAGUUCAAGGAGGGCCAGCAACAGGCUACAUCGGAUGUGGCUAAUUGCUUCAGUAUGAUGGUUGCUAUUGACCUGGGAAAGACGACUUGUUGCAUCAUUGCGAUGUUGGCGGAGCGUACCCACAGUCUUCGCCAGACCGACCGAGGUAAAAAGACUCACUGUGUUACGAUAUUUGUGGUACCUUACAUUUCUACACUCAACUCCACCAUCCGCCAAUUGACCGAAAAUUUCAAUGUGCGUACGUUUGAUGGCUCUGUUGGACAGGUCAACGACUAUGAUGUGCUAUUGAUGCUGCUUGAAGACGGCCACCUUAGAUAUCUUAAUCAGGUAGUCAGACAUUUUCAGUCUACGAACUAUCAAGGCAAGACCUAUCUCCGCCGGGUAGUGGUUGACGAUGCCCAUAUCUUGCAGAUGAAACAAUAUGUGGUCGAUGGAAACAAAAAUGUACCUGUUGUAUUUUUGACGUCAUUUCUUCCACAGAAGGAAGACGCUACGAUGAGUAGAUUAUUUAAUAUCAAUUCCUUGGUAAGGGUGUCGUCACAGGAACCACUCUUGCCACAUAAAGAAUUCACUCUUUUCAAGAAGCCUAAUACCACUUCAAUAUGUCAGACGGUUCUAGAAAAAGUUAGGAGUUUCGGUUCGGCAAUUGUGAUUGCUGAGUCUUCUGAUAAAGUGUCAUACUUGGUAAGUCAAAUGGCCGACGAGGUUCCAUGUAUAGGUAUCUACGGAUCCCCAGUCAGCAGAACAGCUGCUUUGAAUAAGAUGGCCAAUGAGAAUAUCAGGGUUGUGGUUACUACGGCAGAAGCAAUGGUGGGUCUUCAUAUGUUGAAACCUACAACCGUCUUGUUUGCAUAUUCGAUUAAUAAUCCAAUAGAAUUGCUUGUUGGCAGUCAAAUGAGCAGUGGAAAGGUAGACAUGGUAUUGCUCAACUUUUAUUCGUCUGAGUUUCAACGAGACUUAUUGGACACUUGUGUUAAUUUAAUGGUAACGAGACAUAUGCGUUUAACGGAACAAACUUGUUAUGAGGCUGGUAAGGAGCGGUGUCAUGCUUGUGUCAAAAAGAGAAGACAUGCUUGA